AUGAGGAUUUGUGGAGAUUGUGGAAAAGCAGGACCUUCAUGGGCAUCUUUAAAUCGUGGUAUUUUACUAUGUGAUGAUUGCUGUAGUACUCAUAGAAAUAUUGGACGCCAUGUGUCUUGGGUUCGAUCAUUACAUCAUGAAUGGUGGAGUCCAUCAUUAUUAAUGAUGGUUGAAGCUUUAAACAAAGCUGGUGCCAAUAAUAUUUGGGAGCACACCUUAUUAGAACUUGGCUCGCCAACAGUUAACUGCAAGCCAAAAUUUUCUAUAUCUAUGCAUUCGAACAAAGAAAAUUUUAUAAAAGCUAAACAUGAAGAUUUGGAAUAUAUAUUACAACCAGAUUUAGAAACAGAUGGGCUUAAUGGAUUGGGAGCUGAACUUCAUGCCGCUGCGAGAACCCCUAAUUUGCUAACUAGUUUACAUCUUUUUUCCCAAGGAGCUGAUCCUAAUUUUUUUCACGAGGAAAAAGGAAACAUGCCCCUUCAUGUUGCUGCUAAAUCUGGUCAAACAUUACAAGCAGAAUUAUUAAUUGUAUAUGGUGCAGAUAUAACGAAAAAAGACACCUCUGGUAAAACACCUGAAGAAUGUGCAUUAGAAGCAGGUCAUUUCGAUUUAGCUAAUAGGUUAAAGGAAGUCAAAUAUCAUGUUCCCGAUAGGUUAUCUCAGUAUUUGUGUUCAAGGAAACCAGGUCAAUUAACUCAAAUUGAUUUAUUUAAAAAUGAAUCAUUAGCAAUUGUUGAUUCUGUACAAAACAGUGAAGCUAAAACUAAAUUAAAAAAGUUAUCGAAUGGUCAAUUUGAAAGACUAAUUGAAGACGUUUAUGAUGAAGUUGAUAGGCGUGAAGCAGAAAAUGUGAGAUUAUUAAAUUAUAAUAAAGGACAAAAUCACAUUUCGAAUAACUCAACACUUUUCUUACCAGUUCAUCCAGAGCUUUCGACAUCAAGAAAUCAAGGGCGCCAAAAACUUGGUCGCCUUACAGAAAAAGAAUUCAACGUUUUAAUUUUUGACAUUUUGCAAGAGAUCAAACGUAGAGACACUACUCACAACUUAACGGGUAAAAUAUUUGAAAAGUAUUUUUUAAUUUGUAAUAAGCUUAAAACAGAAAUAUCAGACGAAGAGCCUUUGUACGACAGUGUUGCUUCAGAUGAAGAUUAUGCAUAUGCAGAAAAAGGAAUUUCUCCAGAGCGAGCAUCCUUUUCUUUAAGUAACGGUCUUCCUAAUGAAAAUGCAUCUGAAGAUGACCUCAAGAAAAGUCUUACAUCCUCUCAAGCCACAAUAAAUCGACUUCAAUCUGAAAUAAAACUUUUGCAAGUUACCGUAGCAGGAUUGGUUAAAGAAAAUCGCGAAUUAAAAGAUGAAAUACUCAGGGCAAGAUCUUUUACCAGAGGAAUCGAAGCGUCGGGAGAGGGAGAAGCCGAACCCGUAUCGGAUUCGAAAACUCAAAAAUGUACUCGACCUACUUCAAUGUACGAAACUCGAGAGGGUUUGAGAUACUGGACAGGUAAAACGGAAGAAAAUUCUACUCAAGGUAUAUAUCAAAGGCAGUUAUUCGUGCAAGAAACGCCGCGAUACGAAGAUGUUAUUAGAAGAACGGAACAAGUCGCUAAAAGAAUCAAAGAAUUAUGGACGGCCAUGUUGGAAGGAGACGUGAGAACUUUUGUUCCGUGUGCAGAAAGAAUAAGAGUGGCCGUCGCUGAACUCAUUGCAAUUUUUCCACAGAGCCCACCUGAUGAACUGAUUCGUAAAUUGGGCGCGAACACGGCGAGACUGCAAAUCGAAUGUGGAUCCUUGCAAAAUUGCGACACGACAGUUGCGACAAAUUGUUUACAGCAAAUUCGAAAUUGCGCUUACGAAAUUGCAAAAGCGACAAAACUUAUCGUUAUGAACGCUCAAAACGGAUGA
Messenger RNA from Pediculus humanus corporis (human body louse), 1899 nucleotides. RefSeq names its product ARF GTPase-activating protein GIT2, putative. Gene Ontology annotation, biological process: regulation of ARF protein signal transduction; brain development. Gene Ontology annotation, molecular function: protein binding; GTPase activator activity. The record is from RefSeq and is a predicted model, not a curated record. The transcript has 9 exons. NCBI's taxonomy places the organism in Eukaryota, Metazoa, Arthropoda, Insecta, Psocodea, Pediculidae. The coding region runs from base 1 to 1899 and encodes 632 amino acids.